This is a messenger RNA of Coniophora puteana RWD-64-598 SS2, 462 nucleotides long. RefSeq lists its product as uncharacterized. Bases 1 to 462 code for a protein of 153 amino acids. The record is from RefSeq and is a predicted model, not a curated record. The transcript has 6 exons. NCBI's taxonomy places the organism in Eukaryota, Fungi, Basidiomycota, Agaricomycetes, Boletales, Coniophoraceae.
AUGUCAACUUCCAAUAUUAUUGUGGACACCCUCUACUGCUGCCUCAGCCAGCCUCCAGCAGGGCUUCCCCCAGCAGUUGAGAAGUGGUCCAAGGGCUUGUGGGGCAUCAAGCUGACACUCAAAGGAGAAGGGACUGUGUUGUUUUUGCUUGACAUUUGUGGUGCACAAUCAAGAAAGGGGCCUGGAGAGAGGGUCAGGAGGCAACACAGGAGGCUUGUAGCAGUCUUCACAUUCAAAGACUUUCUUCAUGAAAAGACCACUAGUGUCCGCAGUACAAGGCAAGCCACAGUGGGGGAUCCAUGGAAGAAGAGAGGACAAAAGGAGGGGCUGUUUAAGGAGUUGUUGAGCUUGGGUGCUUUGAGGGCCUGUCAAGGAAAUGAGUUUAGCAUGCCAUUGUUUGUUGAUGUGAAUCCACUCAAGGAAGUAGCAAUUCACACAUCCACAAAAGCACGGAACACAUGA